Ostreococcus tauri is the source of this 402-nucleotide messenger RNA. The record is from the annotation of a RefSeq genome assembly. Lineage: Eukaryota; Viridiplantae; Chlorophyta; Mamiellophyceae; Mamiellales; Bathycoccaceae.
AUGCUCCAACCAAAAAAAACAAAAUUUAGGAAAUUUCAAAAACGACGUGUCACUGGUGUUAAACUCCAACAGCUCAAUUUUGGAAUGUAUGGAAUUCAAUCUUUAAGUUGUGGCAGAAUUUCUUCUGCAUGUAUUGAAGCCGCAAGACGUGCAAUGACACGAAAACUUAAAAGAACUGGACAAAUUUGGAUUCGAAUUUUUCCAGAUUUAGGUGUGAGUCAAAAACCAGCUGAAGUCAGAAUGGGAAAAGGUAAAGGCGCCAUUCAGCAAUGGGUAUGUCCUGUUCAAAAAGGACAAAUCUUAUUUGAAGUCAACGGUGUCCCUGAAUCUUUAGCUGUUCAAGCUGUGCAGCUUGCACAACACAAACUUCCUUUAAAAACGCAGUUUAUCAAAACUAUUUAA